This is a messenger RNA of Prionailurus viverrinus (fishing cat), 3186 nucleotides long. RefSeq names its product NADH:ubiquinone oxidoreductase complex assembly factor 1 (gene NDUFAF1). Bases 1581 to 2567 code for a protein of 328 amino acids. The transcript is spliced from 9 exons. Gene Ontology annotation, cellular component: mitochondrion. The record is from RefSeq and is a predicted model, not a curated record. Gene Ontology annotation, biological process: mitochondrial respiratory chain complex I assembly; mitochondrial electron transport, NADH to ubiquinone. NCBI's taxonomy places the organism in Eukaryota, Metazoa, Chordata, Mammalia, Carnivora, Felidae.
GUUCCGGGCAGUGGACAGUGGUCCCAUACCCUGCGCGGGCGCCGGGAAACCUUGGGUGUGUCUCUUCUACCGGCCCGAAGAUUGGUGUGCUACGUACCUAUCGUGGACGGGGCCUGCGAGCAUCUGGGUCCUCUCUGACAAGUCUUUCAACUGGCCCACACUGAUUGAAUGUCAGGGCGAUGUCAGGGACCUCCCGCCUGGAAGACACAAGUUGGCUGGACCAUCUUGAAGGCAUCCGUCGGGGAUUAAGCCUGCCUACCUGGGUUGUGCAAGUGACACCUGUGCUGGAACCUGGAGGAUGCAUCCGAGUUACCCAAAAGAAGACUAGAAGGAAAGGUGUUCCAAGCAGAGAACCGCGUGGACAAAGGCCCGUAGAUAAUUGAAAAAAAAUUGGGUUCAGGGACAAAGUUCAUUAUGGAACACAGAAUAUGAUGUAUGUGGAGGAACGCAGCGGCCACAUUAUUCAGUGCCUAAUAAGCUAUAAUCAGAAUCCUGAACUUCAGUAUUGAAAAUUUUUAAACUGAAGGAUGACGUUAUUAGAUUUGUGUUUUAAAAAGAUUACUCUGAACGCAGUUUGAUGAAUGAAUUAGAAGAGAGGGAGCCUAAGGGCUAGGAGACCACUUAGGCUGUUGGAGUCAUUAUGGCAAGAGAUGAUGGUGCCCCAAAGUAAGGAAGAGGCAGUGGAAAUGGAGAGAAGUGGAUGGAUUCUGGAUAAUUUGGAAGACAGAAUUCCCAGGAAUUGAAUAUUAGUUGGAAGAGGGGAGUGUGGCAUGGUAAAACUCCUUUGCUGCACUGUGGAUUGAUUGAUUGAUUGAUUUAGAAGAAGAAGAGAAGGAGAAGGAGAAGAAGAAGAAGAAGAGCCUAAAGGAGGAGGAGAGAGAAAAGAGGAAAAGAUGAAAUCAAAAGGGAAGGAAGAAGGGUCCUCACCACACCCUGCAAUCCAAAGAAGUGCAUAGAGUUGCCAAACCUGCAUUCAGAGGCCAGUUCUACCACCUCUCUGCUUCUGUGGACUUAGUCGGGUCACCUAACUUCUCUGAGCUUCAUUCUCAGAAGUAAAAAAGUAUCUGCCUUCAAUAUUGUGGGCAGAAAAGAUCAGGAGGGGGUAAACGGAGCCCUUUGGGAGGCUUUUCGACCAAAAGCCUGAAUUCGCCGGGCUCCGGAAAUCUUGUUUCUCUUCUCCGGACUGCGCCUCGGCCGGAACUCUAGUGCCCUAAGGUCUGGUUUGGCGCCGGACUGGAAAAGCAGACGUACGCACACGAAAAAAGUGGAGUACCCGGUGGGGAAAAGCGGAGAUCCGGGUGGAAGUCACUCGCGCGCGCUCCGGCGGGGAGGCCAGCAAGCACCGGCAGGCUGUUAGCGCGUCCGGGACGUGGGAGGGCCACACAGCCCCAGCAGGAGCCUUGUGUGCCUUAAAUGAGAUAAUAUAUGCCAGGUGGUUUGAAAACCUUACUGGAUCAGAGAAUGCUCUUGUAGCCUUCAUUCCAUCUGAUCUUCAGAAGAAUACCUUAUGGUGGAAUUGAGCUAUUUGCUGAAGCUUCUUUCCUUUGUAGCCCAGGGAGAAAUUUACAUUUUAUCUUACUAUGGCUUUGGUUCACAAGUUUCUGAGUAGCGCUUAUAUUUUCAGAAAAUGCCUGAAGCCAAGUGUUUCCUCAUGUCCAUUUUUGGGUAAUCGCUUUGCAGACUAUUGUUCUAGUAGUCUUCAGAAACCUGUGGCUGCUCCUGGCAAAACCUCCUCUCAAAGGAAUACUGAAGGGGAUUUGCAAGGACAUCACCAGAGAGAAGUUGCUUUGGAUAUAACCUCUCCAGAGGAAAAGCCGGAAGUUAGUUUUGAUAAGGCAAUUAAAGAUGAAAUAAAGAACCACUGUAGGCGUUUGAAGGAUGAUAUUGUGAAUUAUUGGAUCGGCCCUGAAGGCCGCCCUCUGCAUGAGGUCUUGCUGGAACAAGCCAAGGUUGUCUGGCAAUUCCGUGGAAAAGAGGACUUAGAUAAGUGGAUGGUGACUUCUGAUAAGACAAUUGGAGGCAGAAGUGAAGUGUUCCUGAAAAUGGGCAAGAAUAAUCAGAGUGCACUGCUGUAUGGAACUCUGAGCUCUGAGGCGCCUAAAGAUGGGGAAAGUGGCCGCAGUGGGUACUGUGCAAUGAUAUCCAGGAUUCCAAGGGGCCCUUUCGAGAGAAAGAGGUCUUAUGAUUGGUCCCAGUUCAACACUCUGUAUCUCCGUGUACGUGGAGAUGGUCGGCCUUGGAUGGUGAAUAUUAGACAGGACACGGAUAUAAUCCAGAGGAAGAAUCAAAUGUACAGUUACUUCAUGUUCACCCGUGGGGGGCCCUACUGGCAGGAGGUCAAGAUUCCUUUCUCCAAAUUUUUCUUCUCUAAUCAAGGAAGAAUCCGGGAUGCCCAGUACCAGCUUCUGCUUGAUAAGAUCUCUUCUGUUGGAUUCACCCUGGCUGAUAAAGUGGAUGGUCCAUUCUUCCUGGAAAUAGAUUUUAUUGGAGUUUUUGCUGAUCCAGCCCACACAGAAGAAUUUGCUUAUGAAAAUUCUCCAGAGCUUAACCCAAGACUUUUUAAGUAGUAGAGAUGGUAUGGUAAUUUUGUACUACCAAACUGCAUAGUAUCAUCCAUGAUGACAGAGACAAAAUAUUUAACAGCUUCCCAUUAACGGCUGGUAUGUAUUCCCUGAGACAAAGCUAAAUGCUGUUGCCAAGAAAGGCCCCAUAGUGGGAGACACAGCAUGAAACCAGGUUCUAAGCUGCACUUCAGCUUAAAGAAUGCAAGUCCUGAUGUGGAGAUAAUAGGUAAAGAACUUAACUGUUUUGGAUUAGAAUGAUUCCUGUGAGGAACUAUUCCUGCCCAAGUUGGUAUUGUCAAAGCAGGGUGUCUCUAAGAUGAUUGUUGAUGUCUUUGUCUCUCUCUGUUCCUCAUAGGUUUCUUGUGUUUUCUAAUCCAUCAUUUGAGGAAAGGAGACUAUUAAAGAUUGCUGUACAAUUCAGUGAUUUUUUAGUAUAUUCACAGAAUUGUCAAUCCUUACCAUAAGCUAAUUUUAGAAAAUUCUAUCAAGCCUAAAAAGAAACCUUAAUUGAGUUUCGUUCUCAUUCUCCCAGCCCAGGUAUCUAUGGAUCUCCUUUCUUCAUGGGUUUAUCUUCUCUGGAUAUGUCUCCUACAAAUAGAAUCCAAUAAUAUGUGAUCUUUUA